UUGGAGUUGAAUUUCCGCCGACGAUGGCCACGGACGAUAUCACCUUGAUCCGGGAGGCGGCGGACGCCGAGCUUUGGAGCUUGGAGCGGCUCCUCCUCCAGCUCUCCCGCCACCAUCCGCCGUCGGAAUUCCGAGACAUCGCCGACCAGACCAUCGCCAAGCUCAAGAACGUUAUCUCCGUCAUGAAAAGAACCGGCCACGCCCGCUUCCGCCGCUGCCCCCAGCUCGGCGCCGCCAUCUUCUCUGACCCACCUUCCAUUGCUCAUCCGCCGGCGGUGGCUCCGCGAACCGCGACGCUGGACUUCACGAAGCCGAAGAAAAUCUUAAGCGUCUCGGAUACGGCGUCAAUGUCGAACUCCUCCUUCCUCUCCGCGCUCAGCGGUGGCGAAGGCAGCGUCACCAGAAAAUCAGGCUACUCCUCUGUCCUCGUCCCCUCCGCCGGUGCUGCCUCCUCAGUCGUCCGAGGGGGAAGACCCCCGCUCGUGCGUUCCCACCACAGGAAAGACUCGCACGACCACCCUCGCUGCGCCGGCGCCGGCUCUCCCGGCCCCUGCCACUGCGCGAAGAAAAGGAACCGUGACAAGAAGACUGUGCGCGUGCCGGCGAUAAGUUCACGGAACGCCGAAAUCCCGGCGGACGAGUACUCGUGGCGGAAGUACGGGCAGAAGUUGAUCAAGGGCUCGCCUUACCCGAGGGGGUACUACAGGUGUAGCGGCGUCAAGGACUGCCCUGCGCGUAAGCAGGUGGAGCGGGCGGCGGACGACCCGACUAUGCUCGUCGUGACGUACGACGGCGAGCACCGGCACGGCCAUCAGUGCAAGUCAGAGCCGAAGCUGCCGGUCGUCAACGAGGCGUGCCGUUGACUU
Molecule: messenger RNA, 866 nt
Organism: Zingiber officinale
Lineage: Eukaryota; Viridiplantae; Streptophyta; Magnoliopsida; Zingiberales; Zingiberaceae
Product: WRKY transcription factor WRKY51-like
Exons: 3
Coding region: 24-863 (279 amino acids)
Biological process (GO): regulation of DNA-templated transcription
Molecular function (GO): sequence-specific DNA binding; DNA-binding transcription factor activity
Source: RefSeq, a predicted model, not a curated record